This is a messenger RNA of Cherax quadricarinatus, 1509 nucleotides long. RefSeq lists its product as uncharacterized. NCBI's taxonomy places the organism in Eukaryota, Metazoa, Arthropoda, Malacostraca, Decapoda, Parastacidae. The record is from RefSeq and is a predicted model, not a curated record.
CCCUUCCCUAGAGAAGUAUAAAUAGAGGCAGGAGGACAGCAGGGCGGCAGAGUCGCUGAACUCAGCCUAGUGUUCACUUCCCGAUCCUCUUACAGGUCCUCUCUAACACUAAGGAUGCGAGGUGUCUUGGUGUCGCUGCUGCUGGUGGGGUACGCCCUCGGGACGGCAGUGGAGAGACCUCGAAGACAACUCUUCGAUAACAGCAUCGAUCUCGAGUCCUCGUAUCUUCCACCGAUUAAAGAAGCGGCUAACUGCCAGCCAUCUGUGAUUUACAGCACUGAGGUUCGGUAUUCUACUCUGGUUAUCCCAUCCACCGUCUACAACACUGACGUGCAGUACGUCACUCAGACGUCUGUCCGUACACAGCAGGUCUACACCACUGUCUACUCCGAGAUAGUCCGCACACAAGUAGUUCCGUCCGUCCUGUACGAGACAGUAACCGUCACACGCACCCAGGACAAGAUCCGCACACAGGUCGUAACUCUUCCUCCUCAGAUCAACUACGUCACUAAGACGCAACAAGUCGUGAGGACACAAGUUCAGUAUCAGACUGUAUACUCGACCCGCAUCCAGCAAGUACCAUCAACAAUUAUCAGGGACGUGGUGUCGACAUUAGUAGUUCCUCAACAGGUAGUCAGCACAAUCUACCAGACCCAGUAUGUGACCAGAACCCAGCAGGUCCCAGGACAGACCCGUACAGUGGACAGAACCCAGUACAGCACCAUCUACUCCACCGUGUUGGUACCUGCUCAGGACGUGGUGAGUACAACUCAAGUUAUCCGCACCAGCGUUGUCACUCAGACCAUCACUCAGCCAGGUCUGACCCAGGUUAUUACUUCCACCCAGGUGGUUCCCGUCACCACCACCAUCUUCUCCCAGGUGGUACUCACUAACACCCAGACAAAGUACGUGACACGCACCCAGGAACAACAGCAGGUGUCCACGUACAUCAGUACACAGCAGGUGCCGCAGUACUUUACCAGUACAGUAACAGUACCACAACAAGUAGUGAGUACUCAGGUAUCAACACAGGUGGUGCCCACAACCAUCUACACUCAAAUAGUGGUGCCAUCUGUUGUAAACCUUCCAGCCAAGACACAAUAUGUCACCGUCACCACUACCUCCGUCAGUACUGUCCAGCUGCCAGGUCAGACCCGUACGCAGUACCAGACUAGGACCAUCUACAACACCAACUACGUCACUUCAACCGUCUACAGGCCGCAGUACAACACUGUGACCGCCACUCGCACCUACCAGCCUGACUGUAACACCGGCUACAACUACCCUGAGCCAGCAAGACCUUUCAACGCUCUUGGAUGAAGACGAAGUGCUUACUCCCCGCGAUGUAAACACCAUCGAAGAAGGAAAACACAACUCUCACAACUUGAAAGUGAAAAUAUCGCUAUGGAAAGAAUUAUGACAAUGCUUCAUGAAGUGUCUCUUAUGUAUAUUGUUUAACAGAAACAACUUUUAUACCAUAAUCUAUUUGACGAUCGUUGUAUUUAAUAA